Chrysoperla carnea is the source of this 2007-nucleotide messenger RNA. RefSeq names its product F-box only protein 33. Gene Ontology annotation, biological process: SCF-dependent proteasomal ubiquitin-dependent protein catabolic process; positive regulation of protein ubiquitination. Gene Ontology annotation, molecular function: protein binding. Gene Ontology annotation, cellular component: SCF ubiquitin ligase complex. NCBI's taxonomy places the organism in Eukaryota, Metazoa, Arthropoda, Insecta, Neuroptera, Chrysopidae. Bases 225 to 1637 code for a protein of 470 amino acids. The transcript is spliced from 3 exons. The record is from RefSeq and is a predicted model, not a curated record.
UAUGACGCAGUAAACUGUCACUUUUUGACAGUUACCAAAUAACUAUUAUCAAUUAAACAUCUAUUCAUAGUGUCUGUUUCCGUUCACUUAAUUAUUCUCUCGGUAACUGGGAGUGUUAAUUAUAAAAUAUAAGGUGAAUAAAAAUAAGUGUAAUAAAUAUUAAUAUUUCGAUUGUUUAUCUAACCUUGACCCAUUUUGUUAUUAGUGACACUGUCAGUACACAGAUGGGAAAUGAUAACCACAGCUGUUUGGCAGAAUGGCCUCUUAAUAAUAACAAUAAGCCACCCAUAAAUCAAGAAUUAAAUAGCUGGGCAAAUUUACCAACAAUUGUUUUACACGAUAUAUUUUCAUUAUUAAAUCACGAUGAUCGUAUAAACGCGUCAAGUGUAUGUCGCAGUUGGCGACAAGCAUUGUAUCAUCCAAACUUUUGGAAUCAUGUAGAUUUUCAUUUAAAUCCAACAUUACAAAUGCAAAAAUCAUGUUAUUUAAUAUCCGCGUGUAGUCAUCUUGUUCGUCAUACAACAAUUAAUUAUACAUCGUUAUCAAUGUGGUGCGUUUACGAAUUUACCGAUUUAUUAAAACGACUUACCACUAAUUAUAAUUUAAAAUCGUUAAUGUUAGAACCGAGUCAUUGUCAUUUACAAGAGCCAGACAAUUGUAAAGCGAAUUUUAUUGAAAAGCGUAUUAUUAAGCCUCUAUUGUCAAUAUGUCCUCGUUUGGAGGCAUUAAGUUUAGGUUGUUGUGAAGAAAUAUGUAAUAAUUUAACACGUUUUUUGGAAUUAAUGGCCAAUUCUGAGCAUCCAGAAAAAGUACAAACAAUUGGUUUUGCAUCGGUAAAAGAUGACCCAGGAAAUUAUUUGUUAAUUGAUGUUAAUGUUCAAUUAUUUUCAUCAUUCACAAAUCUUAAAAUAAUCAGUGUGGAUUAUGAUUAUAUGAGCGACAUCUUUUUGGAUAGUUUACGAGGUGCUAAACAUUUAGAACGUAUGGUUGUACAUAUACAUGGCUUAUGGGACGGUCAUCCUGGUACUACGGAUAGGGCGUGGAGUAAUUUUGUUUCGCAACAUCCAAAGUGCUUUCUACGAUUAACGUUAAUACAUGCAUACGAAGCAAUCCAUAUAUUAGAUCAACGUAUUUUACAUCCGUCAAUGCCCUUAUCUCAUUUAAAAGUGUUUUUUUGUGAAGCGUUAAAUUACAACACCAUGAAUUUAUUAUCAUCCUGGUAUCGAAGUUCCUUACGCAGUAUCAUCUGGGUAGAUUCACGAACAUCACGUUCUGUAUGGGUAUUUGUUGAAUUAUUACAAAGGAAUACACCAGAUCCAUUAGUAAUGGCAGCUUGGACCUGUACUAAACUUGAAGAAGUUGUUCUACUUGGCUAUAAGUAUUUCGAAGAAGAUAUUGUUGCAAUAGCUAGACUCAGGGGCGAUGUAUUAAAACGUAUUUGUGUUGCCGAUGAAGAUGUAUUAUAUUCACAACAAAUGUAUAGCAACUAUCCGGAUUCAAGAACGGAACUUAGUGAUAUAUUAGGUUACGAUUGGUCACCAAUCCCAGAAGAUGAUAUACAUCCAGUGAUAAAAGAUCCAACAGCAGGUGAUUCCGAUGAUUAUUUGUUACCGAUUGUUUUAGCCGAUUUGAAAUAGUCACAGCCAUGAUAAGUAUUAAUCUAGUCGUUGGCGCGCAUUAUACUAUAUAUGUUAUAUUAAAGCUGCGCAAAAAAAUGAAAUCUUAUUUCUUCUAAUUGUUUGUAAAACAAUGUACAAUGAAAUUGAAAAAAUGUUGCCAUGCACUUAAAACACAUACACUAAAAAAGGCUUGCCUCAGGGACUGAUUGAGUACUAAAAAAUCAAUUCUAAAAAAUAAACAAAACGUGUGCAGCUAAGGUAAUUAAUAAUUUUAUGUUAAUGUAUUUAAAAAUAAUUUUUGAUCAUAUCGAAUUAUUUCUUGUAUAUUGUUAUUGAAUAUUGUUGUGAUUUAAUGUCCAUUUAAAUUUAAUUCUAGGAUAAUAUUAUG